GGAGGAGUUAUGUGUAGAAGAUUACGCAAGUGAGGAAAGUUCUCUGAUCGCUAUUCACUUGACAGUGGCCAGAAACGAUUCUUUUACAUAUGGCUUAAGCAGCUCACGAUUUCCGGUCUUUGACCAAGUAUCCUCUGGGUAGCCUAAGAACAUCCGCUUGAAGGCGAGCUAAAGUGAGAAGGCGAAACAUCCCUCCUACGAGUUGUGCGCUGGGUUUGGGACUUGGCUUCGCUUGGAACAUCCAAUUGGCGCCACAUUGCAAAUAGAAAAAACGACUAAUACAUUUUUUAAUUAAAAAUACUAAUCAAAACGAGUGACAAUUUAAUUCUUGUGGGUUAUCGAAACAACAUUUUAAAAUUGAAUCGUGGUUAGACUUAUGAGGACAACACAUGUACUGUAACCGAAUAUAUGUACAUAUGUCAAAAAAUGUAAAACUUUUGGAGGCAUGCGCAGUAGAUUGCUAGCUAAUAGAAUAGGCUACAUGAAAGCAAUCAAUACUAGUGGUAUAGUGCAUGUAAACACAAUAAUGUUUGUAUUUCGUUCUUAAGCAAUAGAAAUGUUUUCAAAUAGUGCCAUAGAGUAUACAAAUUUAUUUAUAAACAAUAAACAAUAUACAGAUCUUUUGAGAUGGACUCAAGUCAUCAGUUCAGCGUCCCACUUCGAGCAGGAGGCAAAAAAAUUAGAAAGCGGCGGGAACUUGACGCUCUCAUUGCUCAUUCCUUCGGAAAGAAAAAGUCUAUUCGACGAACUACUUUAAAUAUUAAUUCACAGGAAAAAUUACUAUCUGCGUCCACUGAUGAUGCGGAAGAUUAUGCUUGGGUACAAAUGAACAGACCAAAAAAUACUCAUAGCAUCUGCACAAACCGUUGUCACAAUCGUAAAUAUAUGAUUUGCAAAACUUUGCUAGUGCUCAUUGCAAUUGCACUAAUAAUAGGACUAUUUUACUGGAUGUACUUGGAUCUACGGCAAGAGAUGUUUGUUUAUAGGAAAAAAAUUGAAGAAGUUGUCGUCAUGAAUAAGGACUUACCAGAUAUUCUUCAAAAAUGGCAUGAAGUAUCCACUUUACUGAGAAAAAAUCAAACUACAACCAAUAUUCGGUUGAAUGAAGUAGAACUUACAACAGAAAAAUUACGAAUGAAUUUUACCAAAUAUAAAAGUAAUCUAGAAAGUCAACAAAAUUUUGCCAAAGAAGAGAAAAUAGUAGCUGCGUUUGGAGCGAAAAUCGAAGCAGCAAUAACUGACAUGGAAAGUUUUAAGGAUUAUUAUUCUGGAGUAAUUAAUAAGCAAAUAGAAAUGAAAACGACCUUAAAUGACCUUAGGGCAAAAUUAAUAGAUGCUCACGCAAGAACUGUGAAUAUGAGCGAAUUAUCAACAAACUUUUCUAAAGAAAUUUCUGCUAUUAAACUGUACCUGCGGGAUGAUUCCACCCGAAUUCAAGAUUUAUGGCUUGAAUUAAGUCAAAAUCUAUCCCUUAAAUGGAUUGCUCUUCAUGCAAACAUUCAACGCAAUGAGAUUGCUGAACUUAUGAGACAUACGGAAAAUAUAACAUUGCGCAUCGCUUUGAUGGAAAACAAUUGGGAAAAGAACAAUAUUAAAAUUAAAGACUGUCAAGGCCUUAUUCACAACAUCGAAAGUAAUGUUACAGAUUUAAAAACCGUCUCUGAGAUUUUGAAACAAUCCAUUAGCACCAUUUGCAACCAUUUUAUUCAAAAUAAUAAGUUACACGAUGAUGGUGAGGAAUAUAAACAAAAUACAACAGUGAUAAGAAUAAAAAACUAAUGUCCUAGUGUAAUACACUUCCAAUCAUAAAUAUUUACAUCAAUAAAACGAUUAUUAAGUUACCGUCCCAAAGGAUGUUUGAAUAAUCUUACAUUGGAAUUCAGAACUUUGAUACAGUGAAUUUGUCUCAUUUCUAAUUCAAAAUAGUAUCAAAUUUGUCAGUUGUCGAAUAAAUAACUGAAACAGUUUUGUGAAAAUGGAGAAAAAUA
Molecule: messenger RNA, 1988 nt
Organism: Bactrocera dorsalis (oriental fruit fly)
Lineage: Eukaryota; Metazoa; Arthropoda; Insecta; Diptera; Tephritidae
Exons: 7
Coding region: 628-1779 (383 amino acids)
Source: RefSeq, a predicted model, not a curated record